AUGAACUCCCGCGUCUGUCGUCUCUUCUACUUUGGCUUUGGCUUUGGCUUUGACUUUGGCUUGGAGGGAAGUCGAGAUCAAGGGUGGGAGCCCGGGGCCGUCGUGGUCUUCCUCGAUGACUUCCGACCGGAGUCUGAAGAUCUAUGGCUGCUCAUGUUGAAGAUGGUUGGUAAAGACUUGGUCUGGGAGAGAGAGCCACUGAGGACCCCAGGCAACAGCGGCGGCGGCGCACCCAGUGACAUCGUCAAAGGUGUUUUUGAGAAUCCGGGCAGUGACUCUGAGGCCCCUGAGCAGCGGUGCCGUUUCACCAAUGGACAUCGGCUCGCCGGAAGCUCAGCUGACUCGUUCAAAGUUUCGAUGAUGAACAAGAAGCCGUCGGUGGCUACCAUGGAGGAAAGGAGGAACGGCGGCUUGGGAGUGGAGACGGAGGAAUGGUUCGCACUUGGUUCGCAGAGGCCAAUGGAGACGCCUAGCUUUGCUUGGGGCAACGCUGUCACCUUACCGCCGCCGCUGUUGAGAGGUGUCAGUCCUUAG
Colletotrichum costaricense is the source of this 534-nucleotide messenger RNA. RefSeq lists its product as uncharacterized. The record is from RefSeq and is a predicted model, not a curated record. Bases 1 to 534 code for a protein of 177 amino acids. The transcript has 4 exons. NCBI's taxonomy places the organism in Eukaryota, Fungi, Ascomycota, Sordariomycetes, Glomerellales, Glomerellaceae.